Cucurbita pepo subsp. pepo (vegetable marrow) is the source of this 914-nucleotide messenger RNA. Its product is annotated as zinc finger protein ZAT11. Gene Ontology annotation, biological process: response to chitin; response to stress. Lineage: Eukaryota; Viridiplantae; Streptophyta; Magnoliopsida; Cucurbitales; Cucurbitaceae. The record is from RefSeq and is a predicted model, not a curated record.
GUCUUAGAGAGAAUGCCCCAAAAAUGGAAGGAAAAUGAUUGCGACAAAUGGUGGUCAUAAUUUAACCGACGAACGAUGAUCCAGUAAAAGCCUCAAAGCGAAAGAUUUGAACAGGAAAAUUCACUGGGAAUCAUCAUUUCGGAGCUCGGGUUAAUUGAGUUUGUCGAGACGGACAGUAGUUUCUCAAGGGAAGAAGAAUUCGACAGAAUCAGAAUCAGAAACGUCGCAGCACUUUCCAUCGCAGCGCUUUCCGGCUUCAUUCAUCCCUCUCCGCCGCAUCCACACCUUCAUGAAUCUGCCGACAUAUAAUAUAUAUAUAUAUAUUGAUACAUUUUGAUCCAAUUUCCAUAUCCGCUCACUCAUCUGAUUUUGUUUCCUUUCCAUCUGAUGAAGCGAUUCAGAGUUCAAUCUCAAAUCGACGUAAUGGGAGUCGCCGAUUGCUUGAUUUCAAACCACGCCAACACGGCGGCGUUUUCCGGCCGAGUUUUUGUCUGCAAAACUUGUAAUCGUGAAUUUUCCUCGUUUCAAGCUCUUGGCGGCCACAGAGCUUCUCAUCGGAAGCUCAAACCGUUUCUGUCCGGUGACGGUCUUCAUAAUAAUGCUAUUAAGACGAAGGCUCAUGAGUGCUCUGUCUGUGGACUUGAGUUUCCCCUAGGGCAGGCGCUCGGCGGCCAUAUGCGCCGCCACCGGAACUCUUCUCCGCUCGCCGAUUGUCCACCGACGACUCACCCUGUCUCCGAUGAAUCCGAUUACGACAUCGGCGUUGGAGGAAUUUUUGGAGUGGAUUUGAAUCUGACGCCGUUGGAGAAUGAUCUUGUUCGGUUGCAGUUGAUGGCUCCGCCGGUUGGUUGCUUGACAUAAUUUUUUCUUUCUUUUGUGUAGAAUAUUUCAUUUAUUUAUUGUUACUGUAAACA